Aedes albopictus (Asian tiger mosquito) is the source of this 2552-nucleotide messenger RNA. RefSeq names its product rho GDP-dissociation inhibitor 1 (gene RhoGDI). NCBI's taxonomy places the organism in Eukaryota, Metazoa, Arthropoda, Insecta, Diptera, Culicidae. Gene Ontology annotation, biological process: Rho protein signal transduction. Bases 374 to 976 code for a protein of 200 amino acids. The transcript has 5 exons. The record is from RefSeq and is a predicted model, not a curated record. Gene Ontology annotation, molecular function: Rho GDP-dissociation inhibitor activity; protein binding. Gene Ontology annotation, cellular component: cytosol; membrane; cytoplasm.
CUUGGGAGCAUCUGGCCUAGCUGUCAAAAAUCGUCCAUAUUUUUCGCAAAAUCCAGUCACGGCAGCGGUUUCGAAGCCGAAGUGCUCUUUAUUUCCGGAUUUUUUGCGUGUUAUAUUCUGUUGUGUCGUUUCCGUUUAUUUGCGAUCGUUCCGCGACGGGAAGUUGUUCCGAAUUAUCGAUCCCGUUGGUGCGAUAAGUGUGUCGUUUUUGUGCGGUGAUCAAAGUCUUGUUUCCUUCGUUCGAGAUUGUGUGUUUUCUUGUGGUGCUGCAACUGCGGUGCGGUGGAGCUGAAGUUUUUCUCGAUUAAUCAUCGCGCAUACUUGGACGGGGUGCUGAGAUUGUGUGUGUGCUUCCUUUGUCGUACGUACAAGCAUGUCGGAAAAGCAAGCCGUUGACCACGUCGAAGUCGAGGGGGAGGAACAUGACGCCAACUACCAGCCUCCCCCGCAGAAGACCAUCGAGGAAAUCAUGGCGGCCGACGCCGAGGACGAAAGCUUACGAAAGUACAAAGAAGCCCUACUGGGGGAAGCUCAAUCGGAGAAAAUCAUCUUCGAUGAUUCCGAUCCACGGAAAGUUAUUGUGAAAAAGCUGGCACUUUUGGUGGCUGGUCGUGAUCCCAUGGAACUGGACCUGUCCGGUGAUGUUUCUAAGCUGAAAAAGAAUGUCUUCGUCAUCAAGGAAGGUAUCCAGUACAAGAUUCGCAUCGAUUUCAUUGUGCAACGGGAAAUCGUUCAUGGGCUGAAAUAUGUCCAGAAAACCUACAGGAUGGGAGUUCCCGUGGACAAAAUGACCCAGAUGGUCGGUUCGUACCCGCCCAAAAAAGAAAUCCAAAGCUACACCACCCCGUUCGAGGAGGCCCCCUCCGGCAUGAUGGCCCGGGGAACCUACUCGGUGACGUCCCUCUUCACCGACGAUGACAAAAACGAACACCUCAAGUGGGAAUGGAGUUUCGAGAUCAAAAAAGACUGGCAGUAGAGAAUUUAUUAUCUUCUAAGGCGGAUCGGCGAUCGUGUUGCGAUUCUCUCUCGGGAUAAACAAUGACGGAAGGAGGAGAUUCGCGCCCUGGAUCAAAAAUCGCGUGUUGAUAUACAUACAUAUUAUGCAUAUAUACAUAAGAGAGGUGAGUUAAGCAAGAAAGAGUAUUAGCUGAUAAUAAACCAGCUUCCAUGCAAAAAUAAAACUGAGAGAUUACAUAAGAAGAAACGACAAGAAAAUGAAAGUCUUCAUGAAAGAAUUUUAUCGCUUUAAAUGUAGCCAGAUACACACAGUUAAUUUCCUAAGUUAAAAUCGUUCUGUAUGAUGAUAAACAAGGUAAGAUAAACAAUAUGCAAAUCAAGCGAAUGCCGGCACUCCAUUUCAACGGAAGAAAAGUGCACCACCCUCCAACGUAAGGUGCAUUCUGUCGAUGUGUUGGUCAAGGUGAGAAAACAAGCAAUUAGAAGAAGAUAAUUUGGUUGUUUUCUUAAGCAUGGUGGUAUAUAAACUUGCUUUCGUCGAUCUGUAAUUUGAAAGGAACGGACGGGGAAUGCAAACAACUCAACUGGGUAAAUGUGAUGCUUUCGCAACCACGGUAUUAUAACUAUAUGGUAUUAUCGUUUGCAUUCUAAUGAACGUUAUAAACAGUAACUAUUCUCGAUGGAUUUCGUGAUUUAGAAACAUUUUCCCUUUGUAAACGUAAUAAACUUUAUCACAAACAAUCGUUAACAUAGAAACAGCAGAAAUGCAUUUUCCCGUCGUUGCUCAGUUUAGUUUCUAUGCGCUGUAUCUUUUUAUAAAUCUGCCAAAAAUGAAGAAAAGUGUUAUGUGCUUCGAAAAGCAAUAAAACCGUAAGAAUGCUAUCCUAUUAUGCUACGCGAAUGGUGAAAACAAAGAAAUUAUAUCCAAAAGUGCUACCUUUUUAUAUAAGAUUAAGAUUCAAACUGAAAACAUGGAAUAAAAUCCUAGCUGUAAUAAUGAAAGAACAUUUCUAGAAUGGAUUAUUAUUAAAAUUUUACCUUUCUUUCAAUCAUCUGUAUUCAAAUAUGUAUUCUGGGUUCGAUGCAAUAUUUCAUCUUUGCAAGCUCACAUAUUGAAUCCUUGUUAGUUACAAUCAGCUCUUGAGUCAAAACCAUUAGCUUCCAUUAGUCCAGAAAUUGCAUUUACUAAACAUUUUUUUCUAUCUCGAUUGCUACUUAAAACGGUUAUGCUCCUAAAUUAGCUUCGGAAUAAUUGAUUUCGGUUUUAAUAGUUAUCGACAGAAGUAGUCAGUACGCGCUUAAGUGAAAAUCGGAAGUCCCAAAUAAAUGAAAAGCCGCAUUUAUGAAAGAACACAGUAACAAUUGCAACAUUGCAGCCAGAAAUCAAUAACCCUAUUUACAAUCAACCGAUUAGCCAUAUAUUACAUAGGAAAACAUAUAGAUGAAAGCCACCAUUGAGAAAACAAACCGAACGCCGAUGAUUUAACUGAUAGGCAAAAUAGAACCAGUAGCGCCAAUGUUGAAACAUUGAGAAUAAUAAACACGGAAAUAAACAAACUACAGUCAGUUUUAUGCUCAAUCUGUUCAAACAAAGA